CGCUCCCGGCCUCCUGGAGUUUGGAGAAGGCGGAGCGGGCUGGAGCUUAGAAACGGCGCGAGAGGAGGGUUGCAGGAGCAGCAGCAUGGCAACGGCCGCGGCUACAAAAGUUCCUGAAGUUCGGGAUGUCACCCGGAUUGAACGCAUUGGUGCCCACUCCCACAUUCGAGGGCUUGGCUUGGAUGAUACAUUGGAACCCAGACAGGUAUCCCAGGGCAUGGUAGGACAGUUGGCUGCUCGCCGAGCUGCUGGGGUGAUUUUGGAGAUGAUAAAGGAAGGCAAAAUUGCUGGUCGGGCUGUCUUGAUUGCUGGCCAGCCGGGCACAGGAAAAACAGCCAUUGCCAUGGGAAUGGCCCAGGCACUGGGCCUUGACACUCCUUUUACAGCCAUUGCUGGGAGUGAAAUCUUCUCUUUGGAGAUGAGCAAAACUGAAGCGCUAACUCAGGCCUUUCGCCGUUCCAUUGGUGUCCGCAUCAAGGAAGAAACAGAAAUAAUUGAAGGUGAAGUUGUGGAGAUUCAAAUAGAUCGUCCAGCAACUGGCACUGGUGCCAAGGUGGGGAAGUUGACCUUGAAAACAACAGAGAUGGAGACAAUCUAUGACUUGGGCACCAAGAUGAUAGAGUCACUGACCAAGGAGAAAGUGCAAGCUGGGGAUGUCAUUACCAUAGACAAAGCCACAGGAAAGAUUACCAAACUAGGACGUUCCUUCACUCGGGCACGGGAUUAUGAUGCAAUGGGCUCUCAGACAAAGUUUGUGCAGUGCCCUGAUGGAGAGCUGCAGAAGCGCAAGGAAGUUGUGCAUACAGUCUCGCUACAUGAAAUCGAUGUCAUCAAUAGCCGCACCCAAGGAUUUCUGGCACUCUUUUCUGGUGAUACAGGAGAAAUAAAGUCAGAGGUGCGGGAGCAGAUCAAUGCCAAGGUAGCAGAGUGGCGAGAAGAGGGCAAAGCUGAGGUGAUCCCUGGGGUUCUCUUCAUUGAUGAAGUCCACAUGCUGGAUAUUGAGUGUUUCUCCUUUCUUAAUCGGGCCCUGGAGAGUGAUAUGGCACCUGUCCUCAUCAUGGCCACCAAUCGUGGCAUCACCAGGAUUCGUGGCACCAACUAUCAAAGCCCCCAUGGCAUUCCCAUAGAUCUGCUGGAUCGUAUGCUGAUCAUUUCAACCUCUCCGUACAGUGACAAGGAGACCAAGCAAAUAUUGAAAAUUCGGUGUGAAGAGGAAGAUGUUGAGAUGAACGAAGAUGCCUACACAGUACUAACCCGCAUUGGCUUGGAGACUUCCCUGCGCUAUGCCAUCCAGCUCAUCACAGCAGCCAACUUGGUGUGUCGCAAAAGAAAGGGCACAGAGGUUCAGGUUGACGACAUCAAGCGUGUGUACUCCCUGUUCCUGGACGAGUCACGCUCCACUCAGUACAUGAAAGAAUAUCAAGAUGCCUUUAUGUUUAAUGAACUCAAGGGGGAGACCAUGGAUACAUCAUGAUGGGGUUUGAAUACCCAGAUAAGACUGUGUGUGUGAAUGGGUAUUCCUUUAUUGUUAUUAGUUUUUUUAUAUAAAUAAAGCUUUUA
Python bivittatus (Burmese python) is the source of this 1560-nucleotide messenger RNA. RefSeq names its product RuvB like AAA ATPase 2 (gene RUVBL2). Gene Ontology annotation, molecular function: ATP binding; ATP-dependent activity, acting on DNA; ATP hydrolysis activity. The record is from RefSeq and is a predicted model, not a curated record. NCBI's taxonomy places the organism in Eukaryota, Metazoa, Chordata, Lepidosauria, Squamata, Pythonidae.